GCCCCGAGGAGCCGCGGGGAGAGGAGGAGCGGGCGUCCCUCCGGCCAGGACGGCCCCUGGUGGAUGAAGCCAGGCAGACUCCAUCUGGCCAGGUGUCCCACACACUGCUCUGCGGUGGAACAGGUCUGGUGGCAGUAACCUGCACUGCUCCUCUCUCUUCGGCCCCACUCCAGGUACCCAAGUGGAUGUCUAUAGGUGUGACGCUGGGCCACCUGGCCAUGUCCUUCUGGCGCCUGCGCUGUGCUGUGGCCUCCCGCUGGCCGACUCCUUUGAGACGCGGAGGAAGCAGCCCCCUGCACACGGCCCCAGCCGCCUGUCCUGACAAGAGCGCCCCUGUGUUUACCCGCGCCCUGGCCUUUGGAGACAGGAUUGCUCUCGUCGACCAGUAUGGCCACCACACAUACAAGGACCUUUACUACCACAGCCUCCGCCUGUCCCAGGAGGUGUGCAGGCUCCGCGAGUGCACUGGCGGGGACCUCCAGGAGGAGAGGGUCUCCUUCCUGUGCUCCAACGACGUCUCCUAUGUGGUUGCACAGUGGGCCUCAUGGAUGAGCGGAGGCAUUGCUGUCCCCCUCUACAAGAAGCAUCCCCCAGCCGAGCUGGAGUAUUUCAUCCGGGACUCCCGGAGCUCUGUGGUCCUUGCGGGCCAGGAGUACAUGGAGCUCCUGCGCCCAGUGGUCAAGAAGCUGGGGGUCCCACUGCUGCCUCUCUCGUCCACAGUUUAUGGUGCGGCGGCCGAGGAGCCUGGGGAGGGGAAGGUUUGGGAGCAGAACUGGAGGGACCGUGGUGCCAUGAUCAUGUACACCAGUGGGACCACGGGGAGGCCCAAGGGAGUCCUGAGCACUCACCACAACAUCAGGGCCAUGGUGACAGGGCUGGUCCACAAGUGGGCGUGGAGUAAACACGAUGUGAUCCUGCAUGUCCUCCCGCUGCACCAUGUACACGGCGUGGUAAACAAGCUGCUCUGUCCCCUUUGGGUGGGGGCCACCUGUGUGAUGCUCCCUGAGUUCAAUGCUCAGCUGGUUUGGGAAAAGCUCUUGGGCUGUGAAACUCCACGGAUUAACGUAUUUAUGGCAGUGCCUACAAUCUAUGCCAAGCUGAUGGAUUAUUAUGACAGACAUUUCACCCAGCCUCACGUCCAGGAUUUUGUCCGUGCGGUUUGUGAAGAGAGGAUUAGGUUGAUGGUUUCAGGCUCAGCUGCCCUGCCUCUGCCUGUGCUAGAGAAGUGGCAAAGCAUCACAGGCCACACUUUGCUGGAACGGUACGGGAUGACGGAGAUCGGCAUGGCGCUGUCCAACCCUCUGACCACAGUGCGCGUGCCAGGUUCCGUGGGGACCCCGCUGCCAGGCGUUGAGGUGCGCAUUGUCUCAGAAAACCCGAAGAAGGAGGGCUGUCCCUAUGUGCUCCAUGCAGAAGGAAAUGAAAAGGAGACGCAGGUGACCCCAGGGUUCAAGGAAAAGGAAGGGGAGCUCUUGGUCAGGGGACCAUCUGUGUUCCGAGAAUACUGGGACAAACCAGAAGAGACGAGACAAGCCUUCACCUGGGAUGGCUGGUUCAAGACAGGUGACACGGCCGUGUUUAAGGACGGCAUGUACUGGAUCCGGGGCCGAACAUCCGUAGACAUCAUUAAGAGCGGUGGCUACAAGAUCAGCGCCCUGGAGGUGGAGCGGCUCCUGCUGACACACCCCAGCAUCACCGAUGUAGCUGUGAUUGGAGUUCCAGACAUGACAUGGGGCCAACGGGUCACCGCAGUGGUGACCCUGCAAGAGGGACACUCGCUGUCCCACAGAGAGCUCAAAGAGUGGGCAAGGGGCUUCCUGGCCCCAUAUGCUGUGCCUUCGGAGCUCCUGCUGGUGGAUGAGAUCCCGCGGAACCAGAUGGGGAAGAUCAACAAGAGAGAUCUCCUCCGGCAGUUCUAUCCGAGCAACCAGGGUGACCUGAGACCAGGCGCCAGUGAGCCGGAUUCCCCUUUACCUAGAGCCCCCUAACCCAGACAGAAGCAAGAUCACAGUACUCUGCCCAAGGCUGCUGGGGAGUGGCACUCACAGCACAGCUGCAGUCGAGCUUUUCCAGAAUGUUCUGUACCCAGAACAUGUGUCUAAAAAGAGCAGCAAAACCAAGUGGGGGGGCCACUGGUCCUGGGCAGGGGGAGGUGACCAUAGAAAGGCCAUAGACGCCGGCAUGACCGCCCCCCACCCCUACGCCAUGCAGCCUAACUCUCCUCCCAGCCUCCCAGGGGCCAGGUUUGCUCCGGUGAUCAGCCCACGCUCCUGCCUGAGGCUGGGGCACACACAGUGGUCACCACCUACUGAGCAGGCUGGCUACCCAAGGCCAGCUCAGCUGCCUGCCUGCCAUCCAGCUCUUCUCAGGGGGACGGCCGUUGGCAUCACAUCCAACACUGCGUGACCAGGCUUCUGGCUGUCCGAGGUCUUCCCUUGUGGUGACUAGGGAGCCACAUGCCACUGGAGACACUCCAAUCGAGCACUGCAAGUCUUCACUGAGUCUCACUGGUUUCCACUGUAUCUCAUACUACUGGACAUUUUGAUUUCUGAAAAAGUUUAUGUAAUUAUUUGGUCUAUGCUAUGAUCUGUAUGAAAUACUUUCAAAAAAUAAUCGUCCUCAACUGACAAGACCACA
Canis lupus familiaris (dog) is the source of this 2637-nucleotide messenger RNA. RefSeq names its product acyl-CoA synthetase family member 3 (gene ACSF3). The record is from RefSeq and is a predicted model, not a curated record. The transcript has 10 exons. Gene Ontology annotation, biological process: fatty acid metabolic process. Gene Ontology annotation, molecular function: medium-chain fatty acid-CoA ligase activity. NCBI's taxonomy places the organism in Eukaryota, Metazoa, Chordata, Mammalia, Carnivora, Canidae. The coding region runs from base 186 to 1988 and encodes 600 amino acids.